ACCAAAUAGAUCCUUCGUCGAAUCAUCCCAGCCACCCAGAAACUGAAGCUCUUCUCGCUGCAAACCUCCGACAUUCGCAAGCCAAUCUCCCGGUCAGAUUGCGCUGUUCGCUCCUUUCCUCUGGCCCAUCUCCGUUGAGGACCACCAGAAGUAACAGCCACGAUCAUCACACGUGGGCUGCAUCUCCACCGUGAAAAGCUGGCCCGAGUCGGUAACUCGGGCCGUAAGCAUCGUAUAAUCUCGACGUAAAACCGAUCCGUCUUUUUCAUCGUUUUCUCCCCUCUUUUUUCUCUCAGCGGCGAAGCUCUCAUCUCCGAGAAAAAAGGAAAAAGAGAAAGAAGGUAUGAGUAGCUUGGUUGAGAGACUGCGGAAUAGGCCAGAUAGGAAGCUGUAUCAUGAAGAUGAAUCAGAUGAUGAGCUAUUUCUUGUGGAUGGAGGAAGAUUUCCGGAGACAAAGCCUGAAAAGAUAACAAGGCCAGAUGCGAAAGAUGGCGCAUGCCAGUCGUGUGGAGAAAGUGGGGAUCUUCUUUGCUGUGAGACAUGCAAUUAUUCGUACCACUCCAAGUGUCUACUUCCACCAUUGAAAGUUGCUUCUCGUGGCAUUUGGAGCUGCCCUGAGUGUGUGAGCCCGUUGAGUGAUAUUGACAAGAUUCUGGACUGUGAAAUGAGACCUACUGGAGCCGAUGAGAGUGAGGCCUCAAAGCUGGGUUCAAAACAAAAGUUUGUUAAACAGUAUCUUGUGAAGUGGAAGGGAUUGUCCUAUUUGCACUGCACAUGGGUGCCAGAGAAGGAAUUUCUAAAAGCUUUCAAGACACAUCCACGUCUAAGGACUAAAGUAAACAACUUCCAUCGUCAAAUGGACUCAAUGAAUAACUCUGAAGAUGACUGGGUUGCAAUUCGACCCGAAUGGACAACUGUUGAUCGAAUUCUUGCUACCAGGAGGACUGAGGAUGAGCGCGAGUAUCUCGUAAAAUGGAAGGAGCUUCCUUAUGACGAAUGUUACUGGGAGGUUGAGUCGGACAUUUCUGCCUUUCAGCCUCAAAUUGAAAGAUUUAAUAAAAUUCAAUCCAAGGCUCACAAAUCUAUUACUAAGAACAAGAUCUCUUUUCGUGAUCCAAAGGAACUGAAAUUUAAGCAAAAAGAAUUUCAACAGUUUGAGCAUAGCCCAGGAUUUCUUUCUGGAGGAUCAUUACACCCCUAUCAACUCGAAGGGUUGAAUUUUUUACGUUUUGCGUGGUCGAAGAACACCCAUGUGAUCCUUGCAGAUGAGAUGGGGCUGGGGAAAACUAUACAGAGUAUUGCUUUCGUUGCAUCGCUUUUUGAAGACAACAUCACUCCUCAUUUAGUUGUGGCUCCUCUUUCAACAUUGCGCAACUGGGAACGUGAAUUUGCAACUUGGGCUCCUCAAAUGAAUGUUGUCUUAUAUGUUGGAACAGCACAAGCUCGUUCUGUCAUCAAGGAAUAUGAAUUCUUCUUACCUGUUAACAAAUUAAAGAAGCACAAGAAAAAGAAGGGCCUCUCACAUGUUAAAGAAAGCAAGCAAAAGAGAAUUAAGUUUGAUGUCCUCCUGACAUCAUAUGAAAUGAUUAACAUGGAUACAGCGUCCUUGAAAUCUAUAAGGUGGCAGUCCAUGAUUGUUGAUGAGGGUCAUCGCCUGAAGAACAAAGAUUCCAAACUAUUUUUGUCAUUGAAGGAUUAUGCCACUAGACAUCGCGUGCUUUUAACUGGAACCCCUCUUCAGAACAACUUGGAUGAGCUAUUUAUGCUUAUGCACUUUCUUGAUGCUGGAAAGUUUUCAAGUUUAGAGGAGUUUCAGGAGGAAUUCAAGGAUAUCAAUCAAGAGGAACAGAUUUUAAGGCUCCAUAAAAUGCUGGCUCCCCAUCUUCUUCGAAGAGUUAAGAAGGAUGUCAUGAAGGAUCUUCCGCCCAAGAAGGAACUUAUUUUACGUGUUGAACUUAGCAGCUUGCAGAAAGAAUACUACAAGGCCAUUUUGACUCGCAACUACCAGUUACUAGCUCGCCGUGGCGGUGCCCAGAUUUCACUUAUCAAUGUGGUUAUGGAACUACGCAAGCUCUGUUGUCAUGCAUACAUGUUAGAAGGUGUGGAGCCGGAGAUAGAGGAUCAUAAUGAAGCUUUCAAACAUCUUCUUGAUUCUUCUGGAAAAUUGCACUUGUUGGACAAAAUGAUGGUGAGGCUGAGGGAGCAAGGUCAUAGAGUUUUAAUAUAUACACAAUUUCAGCACAUGUUGGACCUACUGGAAGAUUACCUAAGUUACAAGAAAUGGAGUUACGAGCGGAUCGAUGGCAAGGUUAGUGGAGUUGAGAGGCAAAUUCGCAUUGAUCGGUUCAAUGCCAAGAAUUCCACCAGAUUUUGUUUUCUACUUUCUACCAGAGCUGGAGGCUUAGGCAUAAACCUUGCAACUGCAGAUACGGUUAUCAUAUAUGACAGUGAUUGGAAUCCCCAUGCUGAUUUACAAGCAAUGGCUAGGGCCCACCGACUUGGGCAGACUAACAAGGUGAUGAUUUUUAGGCUCAUAACUCGAGGAACCAUUGAAGAAAGGAUGAUGCAGCUGACUAAGAAGAAAAUGAUUUUAGAACAUCUAGUUGUAGGGCGGCUGAAGAAUGAAAUGCUUAAGCAGGAAGAGUUGGAUGACAUCAUAAGAUACGGAUCCAAGGAGCUCUUUGCCGAUGAGGGUGAUGAAGCUGGAAAGGCCCGCCAAAUUCACUAUGAUGAUGCUGCAAUUGAUAGAUUACUUGAUCGCGAUCAGAUCGAAAAUGAAGAAGCUUCCGUAGACGAGGAGGAGGACGAUAGUUUCUUAAAGGCUUUUAAGGUAGCAAAUUUUGAAUAUAUAGAUGAAGUCACAGCAGAGGAAGCAAGGAAAUCCAAAGAAAAUAAACCUAAUGCUGCUAAUUCAGACAGAGCAAAUUACUGGGAUGAUUUGCUGAAGGACAGAUAUGAAGUGAAUCAAGUUGAAGAAUUAUCUUCCUUGGGCAAGCGAAAGAGAAGUCAAAAACACAUUGCGUCUGCCGAGGACGAUGACCUAGCUGGUUUGGAAGAUGUGAGUUCAGAUGAUGAAGAAGAUGGCAAUGAAGCUGAUUGGUUUGACACUGAGAAGAAGGCCCACGCUUCAAAGAAGAAAUCUCGCGGCGAAGCAAAUCCUCUGAUGGAAGGUGAAGGGAAGUCAUUUAAAGUUCUUGGAUUUAAUCAAAAUCAAAGGGCUGCAUUUGUCCAAAUAUUGAUGAGGUAUGGAUUGGGGGAUUUUGACUGGAGUGAGUUUGUUCCUCGAAUGAAGCAAAAAUCCUUGGAGGAAAUUAAGGAAUAUGGAAUUCUUUUUUUGUCUCAUAUUGCUGAAGACAUAACAAACUCACCAUCUUUUUCAGAUGGUGUGCCAAAAGAAGGACUAAGGAUCCAAGAUGUACUUGUUAGGGUUGCGAUUUUGCAUUUGAUGAGAGACAAGGUGAAGUUUCUGUCUGCAAAGCCAGGAACUACCCCUUUUGCGGAAGAUAUUUUAUCACGUUUUCCGGGGUUGAGGAGUGGGAGACAUUGGAAGGAAGCGCAUGAUAUAUCAUUAUUAAAUGCCGUAUUGAAGCAUGGCUAUGGAAGAUGGCAAGCUAUUGUCGAAGAUAAGGAUCUUGGGUUCCAGGAUAUCAUUCGUCAAGAACAGAAACUUAACCUCCCCACUUUAAAUGGUUCCGUUACUGGUGGUUCUCAAAUGCCUGAUGGAAAUGAUUCUGGUUCUGUUCCAGAUGCUGCUGCACAGGGAGCCACAGAUACAGCGAAAGGAAACCAGUUGUAUCAAGAUGCUUCUAUGUUGUAUCAUAUGAGAGAAGUGCAGAGAAGGAUAGUUGAAUAUAUUAAAAAAAGGGUACUCCUCUUGGAGAAAGCGAUCAACGCAGAAUACCAGAAAGAAGUUUAUAGUCACUUGAAAGCAAGUGAACCUGCACGUAAAGAACCAGCGUCGGAGCCAAAGGUCCUUGAUGUACCAAGUCCCAAUUCAGAGGCUGACUUCCAAAUGUAUGAUCCGUUACCUCCUCUGGAAGCAAUUGCUCCAGAAGAAGUAUCGGCAGCUGCCUGCGAUAACAAACCAGAUAGGCUGGAUAUAGCCCGGCUUUAUAAUGAGAUGUGCAAAUUAAUAGAUGGUAACAUCCAAGACUCCGUGAAGGCAUAUGUAGGCAGCAAGUCGGCAGGUUCCCGGUUGAGAAAGAACCUCCGUCCCCUCGAAAGUAUCUAUGGAGAUAUACACAAAAUUCUCGCUGUGCAACAGCAGACGUUCUCCACUGUCGAAGAAUUAAACACGAAUGCAAGCCAAUCCGUACCACCUGAAGUGUCAAGUGAUGCUGCAGGAGCCAGUGUGCCAUCGAGCUACAGGGGUGGAGGUGAUCCAAAACCUGGGGUGGACGCAGAUUCUGCACCCAAGGAUCCAAAAACCGUAUCAGAUAUGCGGGAUGCAGAAACCCCGCCUGCUCCAUCCAUACAAUCCGAUAAGGAAAACAGUAAAGAGCCACGUCAGGUUCAAGGAGAAUCUGCUUGUUCACCAAAGGGAUCUGCAGAUGUGGAAAUGAUGGAUGUUGAGCAACCAGCUGAUGUGGAAAUGACAGAGGCUGCAGUGGGCGAUGCUGAAGUGGUACAAAAUCCGGCUGAUGUCAUUGUUUUGGAUGAUUGACCACUAAUAAGAGGACGACUAUCUACCGAUACUCCGUUGGGCGAGUCACUGAUUUUUUUUUUUUAAAUUCCUUUUUUCCUUCUUUCUUUAUAUAAGUAUUCAGUGUAUGCUUAAAUUCAGUUAGGAUCAGUGUUAUCUGAAAUGCUGUAAUUGAAAUGAAUGCUCUGCUUUGAUUUGUGGAGCAGUUCAUGCUUAUUAUAAGGAGUUAGUGGUCAAUAGAUUUAUGUU
Molecule: messenger RNA, 4891 nt
Organism: Magnolia sinica
Lineage: Eukaryota; Viridiplantae; Streptophyta; Magnoliopsida; Magnoliales; Magnoliaceae
Product: CHD3-type chromatin-remodeling factor PICKLE
Exons: 31
Coding region: 344-4663 (1439 amino acids)
Biological process (GO): chromatin remodeling; negative regulation of transcription by RNA polymerase II
Cellular component (GO): nucleus; chromatin
Molecular function (GO): ATP hydrolysis activity; ATP binding; DNA binding
Source: RefSeq, a predicted model, not a curated record